AUGUGGUCUCCUCAACUACUUUUGCUUCUGUUAGCGCCAGCCAUCUUGGCACAGCGAAAAAACAAAGAUACAGACGACGAGUACAACAAGUUGAUUCCAUUGAAGGACAUUCUAAUCGGGUGCAGUUCUGCUGUUAAUGGUAAGGUUUGAAAUUUGGUAUAUUGUUUUAGACAUCAGUUUUGCUAGAAAAUUUGUAGAAAAAGGUUUAUAAUGACGAGUCUGUGCACUUUAGAACCUUAUAUAGUUUAUGAAUUAAAUAAAUCUUGUCUUAGGUUGUGUUUUAGUUAUUAAAAUAAAUAAUUUUAUUUUAGGUUACGCGAUUGUCGAUGGAGGACUUGAGAAGUGUGAUGAGUUCUUGAAGCAAACUGGUGGUGGUACUGAGGAGGACAACAAGUACGAACACUUCAAGUGCAAGCAUCUUCGAGGUUAGUUUUGCCGAAUUAAUUAAUUCUUUAUCUGUGUGUCGAAUUGUUACCUAAAAUCUGAAAACAAAUUAUUUUACAUUUCAAUUGCUUUAUGAAUUUCAAGUUAUAAUAUCUAAAUUAACAUUGUUUCAGUUCACGGAGAAGUGAAGGACGGAAAAUGCAAAUGCAAAGAGAACUACCAAGGCCCCACCUGUAAUGAGUAUCGUGGAUGUCCUGAGGGCAAAACCCUGUUCAACCGCGUCUGCGCGGAUCAAUGUCGCCACAACGGUCAAAUCGCCUUCACUCAGAAGAACGUUGAAUGUAUUUGCGAAGCGCCGUGGGACGGCCGAUUCUGCGACAGGUUGGCGUGCUGGAGAAUGGCACCAAAAGAGCACGAGCGUCGAUGGAAGAACGCUGGCAACGAGUGCAAGUGUGCCAAAGGACUAAGCGGACCAAACUGCGAUAUCGUGGAGAGCUGCGAGAACGGCGAAUUCAGCGGAGGACGAUGUGUUUGUGCUGAAGGCUUCAAGGGCGAAACUUGCGCGUUGAAGUGUACUCCUGGAGUAUCGUGAGUUUCUGCGAUGAAAUGGCAUAUUUUUGAAAAAAAAUUAAUGGGAAUGGUUGAUAAAAGAAUAUAAUUUGGAGUAAAAAAUAUAAAUAUAGCUAAUAUUACCUUUCAUAAAACUAAAUAUUGCUAUUUCUAGAUGUUCCGCCACUCGACCCGCGUUGUUCGGAGCUUUGGCCGUGCUGAUGGCGAUGAUCUUCCUCCGGUAG
Bursaphelenchus okinawaensis is the source of this 1178-nucleotide messenger RNA. The record is from the annotation of a GenBank genome assembly. NCBI's taxonomy places the organism in Eukaryota, Metazoa, Nematoda, Chromadorea, Rhabditida, Aphelenchoididae.